Diatraea saccharalis (sugarcane borer) is the source of this 1790-nucleotide messenger RNA. NCBI's taxonomy places the organism in Eukaryota, Metazoa, Arthropoda, Insecta, Lepidoptera, Crambidae. The record is from the annotation of a GenBank genome assembly.
ACUCAAACGAGUCACCUCACGAGUGAGGGGCUCAUCACUAGUAUCUACGUUCUUUUGGUAGGUUUAAAAAACAAAGUUCAGCAAAAUUCAUUAAAUGAAAUAGUGACUAGUUUGUCGGUGGAAAAAGAGCCUCGUACGAUGUAAAUGUAUUUUAACGAAUGUCCGUUCAAUUUUUUCGAGUAGUUGUUGAACGAAGUGGUUUGAUCGCCAAGCCAAACGUCGCAGAAAUAAACAUUCGCUUUGCAAAUUUGUUUUUUUUUGCAUACUGUAUGCGAUACGUCAUACAAUUUAGGGUUUUUCGUUUUCAUGUAAAAAAUUAAAUAAAUAAAUAUUAGACGCCAUUAAAUACAUUCCUAAAAUUCUAAAUUGUACCAAUAAAAUAGGUACUGUUUUCUGAGUGAUUAUAUCAAGUUUACAUCUAUGUGUUUUAUCUGCAAUAAGUUUUUAAAUUUAUUUUAGUAUACUUAUUUGGUAUGAUCGUUUUUAAAAGCUUGAAAUUAAAAUCUCUUUAGCAAAUUCAACGAUAGCGUCAAAAGAUUAUAUUGCACUUGUCAUUUUAUAAAAAAUCACAACAAUGUAAAGUUCAUCGUAAGAACUGUGACUAAAAAUUGUAAUAUUUUAUGUAAUCUUAAUUAUUUCUAAUAUAAUUUAAUAUUUAAUUAAAAAGUGAUAUAUUGAGAAUGUCUUUCGAAAAACCAGUAGUUGUCAUCGACAAUGGAAGUUAUAAUAUCAAAGCCGGAUUUUCUUGUGAUAAUCAUCCAGUUGCUAUGUUUAGAACUGUUGUAGGAAGACCUAGUUAUCUCAACGGGGGCUAUGGACGCGAAUAUUAUGAUGUACAUAUAGGUGACGAAGCCGUAGCAAAGAUAGAUGAAUUAGAUCUUAACCAGCCAAUAGUAAAUGGAAGGAUUGUCCAUUGGGAUAAUAUGGAGCGCAUCUGGCAUUACUUAUUUUACAAAGAGUUAAAGGUGGCUCCGGAAGAUCGUUCUAUGAUGUUAGCUUGUUCCGCUGUUUCUUCAAUGGACGAAAAAUUGAAGUGCUGUGAAAUAAUUUUUGAAACUUUAAACAUUCCGGCUUUAUGUAUUCAAUCUCAAGCUGUGCUCUCCUUGUACGGUUCUGGAUACUCUACGGGAAUAUCAGUGGACUUAGGAUACGACACUGCCGAUGUAUGUCCAGUGUACGAAGGUGGACUUAUUCGUUACGCUCAUAUGCAAACUAACUAUGCUGGUGCGCAAUUUGCAAAUUUUUUCAAAGAGAGUUUAGCAGAGAAGAAUUAUCAUGAUUUUGGGAUUCGUACACCAGAAAUUUUAGAGGGCAUGAAACGUUAUUUGUAUAUAACUCAAGAUAUAUCAAUGUCACGGAAAGAUUAUAAGAGAAUAUAUACACUACCCAGCGGUGAAAAAAUUGAUAUUGGUUACGAAGCAUUCAUGGGUGCUGAAAUGAUAUUUCAACCUCGAGUAAUAAUGGGACCUAACGUUAAUGUUAUAGCGUUACAAGAAGCUAUAGUCACUGCUGCUAUGAAGUGCGAUGCUGACUUGCGGUCAGAGCUAUACGAAGCAGUUGUUCUGUGUGGAGGAAUGUCGAUGAUUCCUGGUCUGAGUACAAGAUUGGCAACAGAAGUAGAAGAAAUAACACACAAGCCAGUUAAUAUAUUAAUGACAUCGGAGGCUUAUGCUGUCGCUUGGCUAGGAGGGGCAACUUUUGCUGGCAUGCCAGCUUCUAAACAAAUGUGGGUUACUAAGAAACAAUAUAAGGACUAUGGGGCUAAAAUCGUGAAAAAUAAAUUCAUGUAA